AUCAUUUCUAUCUAACAACGAUACCUGCAUCUUUGUAAGAUACACUGGUCUAAUAUUGAAGAAAAGGGAGUUCGAAGUGAUGAAGAACUUCAUUGCAGCAGCUUUUUUGCUUUUGACUUUUGCUAUUGUGGCCUUGGCAUCCAAGCCAGAUAACGAUGAAAUUAGUCUAUCGCCAAACCAAGCAAAUGACUUUAACAUCAUGAAAAGGCUUAAAAUUGCAAAGAGAAGUCUUUAUCAUGAAUGUUACGUCGAAGGAUGCGAUUAUGAAGAAGUAGAGGAGUCGUAUAGUAAUGAAGAAUCCGGCGAGGAGUAUUGGAAAAAGUAUACCUGUGCUAAAAAAGGACAAAACUGUCCCCCUAAAGAUCCAGACUGUGGUUCUGGAAGGGAGGCCGAGGGUGCCUACUCGCAAAGGUGUAGGACAUCUUGUCGAUCAGGGGAACGCCGACAAUGGAUYCAUGAUAAUAGGUGCUCUGGUGGUAGGGUAUGCUGUCAGUGUCACGCACGCACUACCCGAGGAUGUUCAGUGGAUUUGUAAGAAGACGAGCGAUACCUGAGCUUAUUUAUCUUCAUUUCAAUAACAUAUACUUGAUUUACUGCUACAUAAUAAAUUCCAUAAAACUC
Messenger RNA from Exaiptasia diaphana, 621 nucleotides. Its product is annotated as vitamin K-dependent protein C. The record is from RefSeq and is a predicted model, not a curated record. The coding region runs from base 80 to 535 and encodes 151 amino acids. The transcript is spliced from 5 exons. Lineage: Eukaryota; Metazoa; Cnidaria; Anthozoa; Actiniaria; Aiptasiidae. Gene Ontology annotation, molecular function: calcium ion binding. Gene Ontology annotation, cellular component: extracellular region.